AUGAAUUUUUUGUUAAAAGCUUCAAGGUUUAAAAAAAAUUUUAUUUUACGAAAUGGUUGUCAUACAUCAAUCAAUGAAAAAAUUAUGAUUGACACAAAACUUAAUCCACGUCACAAAAAUAUUGCUGAAGGUAAAAUAAAUCCAAUACAAUAUGACUGGGAGAAGGAAGUUUCAGUAUUACGUGAAAGAUUUGGAACAUAUGGUUUAGCUUCAAAUGUUAAUUUAAGUCAGUUAUGGCCAACAAUAGAGGAAAUUCAAGAAAUUCAAGCAUGUAACUUGUACUCACCUUAUAAAGAAGUUUUAGAAGCGGCGAAAAAAUGUGAAGAAGAAAAACAAAAAGAAUUAGAGAACAAAUUAAAGGAGGUUGAAGAGAAUGACAAAAAAUAUUCUGAAACUACUGUUCAAAAUUAG
This is a messenger RNA of Strongyloides ratti, 411 nucleotides long. Its product is annotated as Growth arrest/ DNA-damage-inducible protein-interacting protein 1 family-containing protein. Bases 1 to 411 code for a protein of 136 amino acids. The transcript is spliced from 2 exons. The record is from RefSeq and is a predicted model, not a curated record. Gene Ontology annotation, cellular component: nucleus. NCBI's taxonomy places the organism in Eukaryota, Metazoa, Nematoda, Chromadorea, Rhabditida, Strongyloididae.